This is a messenger RNA of Scophthalmus maximus (turbot), 662 nucleotides long. RefSeq names its product ribosomal protein L24 (gene rpl24). Gene Ontology annotation, molecular function: mRNA binding; structural constituent of ribosome. Gene Ontology annotation, biological process: cytoplasmic translation. The record is from RefSeq and is a predicted model, not a curated record. Gene Ontology annotation, cellular component: cytosolic large ribosomal subunit. Bases 137 to 610 code for a protein of 157 amino acids. The transcript is spliced from 6 exons. NCBI's taxonomy places the organism in Eukaryota, Metazoa, Chordata, Actinopteri, Pleuronectiformes, Scophthalmidae.
CUUUAAGCAUCAACGAAUAACCCGUUGACAAAAAUAUUCGUGGGUUAUUAUUGCAUUAAAGUGAACUUUAACCCUCCCAAUUCCGUUUCCGCAUCCGUCAUCUCUCUUUCCGGUUUUGUGCCCUCUCGUAGCCAUCAUGAAGGUCGAGUUGUGCAGUUUCAGCGGGUAUAAAAUAUACCCCGGCCAUGGCCGCCGAUACGCCAGGAUAGACGGGAAGGUGUUCCAGUUUCUGAACGCCAAGUGUGAGUCUGCUUUCCUGGCCAAAAGGAACCCCAGACAGAUCAACUGGACUGUGCUGUACAGACGCAAGCACAAGAAGGGCCAGUCUGAAGAGGUGACAAAGAAGCGCACCCGCCGCGCCGUUAAGUUCCAGAGGGCCAUCACUGGGGCCUCCCUGGCUGAUAUCAUGGCCAAGAGGAACCAGAAGCCCGAGGUCCGCAAGGCCCAGAGGGAGCAGGCCAUCAGAGCUGCCAAGGAGGUCAAGAAGGCAAAGCAGGCAGCCAAGAAGCCUGCGGCCUCAAGUGCAAAGUCCACCACCAAGGCUGCACAGAAACCCAAGAUCGCAAAGCCCAUGAAGAUCAGCGCACCCCGCGUCGGAGGAAAACGCUAAAAGCCUGACUCAUCGUUUGUGGUUGUGAAUAAAAUUUUGUGGUUAACCAUCA